This is a messenger RNA of Papaver somniferum (opium poppy), 1813 nucleotides long. RefSeq names its product flavin-containing monooxygenase FMO GS-OX-like 3. Gene Ontology annotation, molecular function: flavin adenine dinucleotide binding; NADP binding; N,N-dimethylaniline monooxygenase activity. NCBI's taxonomy places the organism in Eukaryota, Viridiplantae, Streptophyta, Magnoliopsida, Ranunculales, Papaveraceae. The record is from RefSeq and is a predicted model, not a curated record. The coding region runs from base 87 to 1520 and encodes 477 amino acids. The transcript has 8 exons.
UUAACAAGUCAAAUUACCCAAUCGCCAUGGCCAAGUGUCUUUCUUCGCAUUUCGGCUGAAAUUCAAUAACUACCUCCGACGUAAAGAUGAUUUCAAGAAAAGUAGCUGUGAUCGGUGCAGGUCCUGCUGGCUUGGUUGCAUCGCGAGAACUGCGCAGAGAAGGUCAUGAGGUGGUAGUCUUUGAACGGAAUAAUCAAGUUGGUGGAACAUGGGUAUACAACUCAAAUGUCGAAUCUGAUCCAUUAGGAUUGGACCCUUCUCGAGCCAUCAUCCACAGCAGUCUCUAUGAUUCUCUAAGAGUCAAUCUUCCUAGAGAAGUCAUGGGUUUUAGUGAUUACCCUUUUGUUGCAAAAGUCAAGGAUGGGACGGAUCCAAGAAGAUUUCCUCAUCACAGUGAGGUCUUACAUUAUUUUGAAGAUUUUGCAAAUCAUUUUGGACUCAUUCAGUUGAUUCGUUUUGAAACUGAGGUAAUUUAUGUUGGAUUAUUGGAGGAGGAAGAAGAAUUGAGGGAAGGUUGGGUAGUCAAGUCUAGGAAGAAAGGUGAAGUUGGUAAUUCAUCUGUUGCCCGUGAUGUGUUUGAUGCUGUGGUUGUGUGUAGUGGGCAGUAUACACAACCAAAUAUUGCAGAAAUUCCAGAUAAUCGUGGAGUUACUUUCAUUAUUAUAUAUCUUGCGACCACUGUGUCCGUUCUAGGCAUUGAUGCAUGGCCAGGAAAGCAACUUCACAGCCACAGCUACCGUGUUCCCGAGCCCUUCAGUGGUCAAGUUGUGCUUGUAAUAGGAAACUCUGUUAGUGCUGAGGACAUAUCUAAGGAGAUUUCUGCAGUUGCAAAAGAAGUUCAUGUUGCAUCAAGAUCUACCACGGAUGUGUUACCUACCAAAAAAUUUGGUUAUGAUAACAUGUGGCUUCAUUCGAUGGUCAAGUGUGCACAUGAAGACGGAACUGUAGAUUUCCCAGACGGAAGCUUUGUUCCUGUUGAUGUUAUUGUACACUGCACGGGGUACAAGUACUAUUUCCCUUUUCUGGAGAUCAAUAAUAUUGUGACCGUGGAUGACCAUUGUGUAGGUCCUCUAUACAAGCACAUUUUCCCUCCGAUGUUGGCUCCAGGGCUUUCUUUUAUCGGGAUACCUUUUUGGACUCUAGCUUUCCCCUUAUUUGAAAUGGUAAGCAAGUGGGUGGCUGGUGUUUUAUCUGGACGAUGUAAACUCCCAUCUGAAGGGCUGAUGAUCGAGGAUGUUGACGCCUUCUAUUUGGAACUUGAAGCAGCAGCUGUCCCAAAACGUUACACUCAUCGGUUAGUAGAAAAGCAGUUUGACUACAGUGAUUGGCUUGCUGCUGAGAGUGGGUGUCAUCCGUGGGAGGAGUGGAGAAAGCAGAUGUUUAAGGAACUUGUGAACAGCCAUAUAGCACGACCAGAAACUUAUCGCGAUGAAUGGGAAGAUGAAUAUUUGAUAGUGCAAGCCCAAGAAGAUUUUUGCCAGUAUUCACCAGCGGAGAUCGGUGCACAUGGCAAAGAGUAGUUUCCUGUUGAAUAUGGUACAUAUGCCAACUGAACCAAUGUGGGUACAACAUAAUUGACAGGAUAACAAAUGAUCCAAGUACGCUACUAAGAAAUGAUGCAUAUUUCUUUUUCUGAAGAGCGAGGCUCUUUCCAAACUUUUUUAAACUUUAUUUUCUACUAAAAGAACACGUAAACAUAUGUAUCGAUCGUGGGAACUCUGAAAAUUCUUGAUGUAUGAAGAAUAAACAAAACAUAAAGUAUCGCUUCAACAUGACAUAAAUAAACAUUGAAAAAAGGUCGAGAAAGUAAAAA